CUCAGCCAUCGGCCAACCAGGCCUGACACUUCCCAGAAAGCCCAGCGCCGGGAAGGGGUUUGCAGCUGCUCCGUCAUCGUGCGGCCCGACGCGAGCCUGCGCUCUUGUGCAGGCCCGGCUAGGUUUCUGGUCCCCGGUGCGAGGGCUCACGCGAGGCCCCGGCCUCGGUCCCCGGACUAGGCCGCGAUCCCGGGCGCCAUGAAGCAGGAGGGUUCUGCGCGGCGCCGCGGAGCGGAUAAGACGAAGCCGCCGCCCGGCGGAGGGGAACGUGAGCCACCACUGCCACCGGCCCCCCAGGAUGUGGAGAUGAAAGAGGAGGCAUCAGCGGGUGGUGGGCCAGCGGCGGAUACCGACGGCAAGGCGGCGGCUGAGCACUCCCAGCGAGAGCUGGACACCGUCACCUUGGAGGACAUCAAGGAGCAUGUAAAACAGCUGGAGAAGGCCGUUUCAGGCAAGGAGCCACGAUUUGUGCUGAGGGCCCUGCGGAUGUUGCCUUCCACGUCACGCCGCCUCAACCACUAUGUUCUGUACAAGGCUGUGCAUGGCUUCUUCACCUCAAAUAAUGCCACUCGAGACUUCUUGCUAUCCUUCCUAGAAGAGCCCAUGGACACAGAAGCCGAUUUACAGUUCCGUCCCCGAACAGGAAAAGCGGCGUCGGCACCCCUGCUGCCUGAAGUGGAAGCCUAUCUGCAGCUCCUCGUGGUCAUCCUCCUGAUGAACAGCAAGCGCUACAAAGAGGCACAGAAAAUCUCAGAUGACCUGAUGCAGAAGAUCAGUACUCAGAAUCGCCGGGCCCUAGACCUUGUGGCUGCAAAGUGUUACUACUACCAUGCCCGGGUGUAUGAGUUCCUGGACAAGCUGGACGUGGUGCGCAGCUUCCUGCACGCUCGACUCCGUACAGCCACCCUUCGGCAUGACGCUGAUGGGCAGGCCACCCUCCUGAACCUCCUGCUGCGUAACUACCUGCACUACAGCUUGUACGACCAGGCUGAGAAGCUGGUGUCCAAGUCCGUGUUCCCGGAGCAGGCCAACAACAACGAGUGGGCAAGGUACCUCUACUACACAGGGCGAAUCAAAGCCAUCCAGCUGGAGUACUCAGAGGCCAGGAGAACAAUGACCAAUGCCCUCCGCAAGGCCCCUCAGCACACAGCUGUCGGCUUCAAGCAGACGGUGCACAAGCUUCUUAUUGUGGUGGAGCUGUUACUGGGGGAGAUCCCGGACCGGCUGCAGUUCCGUCAACCCUCCCUCAAGCGCUCGCUCAUGCCCUACUUCCUUCUGACCCAAGCUGUCAGGACUGGAAACCUAGCCAAGUUCAACCAGGUCCUGGAUCAGUUUGGAGAGAAAUUUCAAGCAGAUGGGACCUACACCCUCAUCAUCCGAUUGCGGCACAACGUGAUUAAGACAGGUGUGCGCAUGAUCAGCCUCUCCUAUUCACGAAUCUCUCUGGCCGACAUCGCCCAGAAGCUGCAGCUGGAUAGCCCAGAGGAUGCAGAGUUCAUUGUUGCCAAGGCCAUCCGGGAUGGCGUCAUUGAGGCCAGCAUCAACCAUGAGAAGGGCUACGUCCAGUCUAAGGAGAUGAUUGAUAUCUAUUCUACCCGAGAGCCCCAGCUAGCAUUCCACCAGCGCAUCUCUUUCUGCCUGGAUAUCCACAACAUGUCCGUCAAGGCCAUGAGGUUUCCUCCCAAAUCGUACAAUAAGGACUUGGAAUCUGCAGAGGAGCGGCGGGAGCGAGAGCAGCAAGACCUGGAGUUUGCCAAGGAGAUGGCUGAAGAUGAUGAUGACAGCUUUCCUUGAGCUGGGGGGCUGGGGAGGGGCAGGGUGAAUGGGGGCUGGCUCUUUCUGUUUCCCCCUUGGGGGGUCCCCUGCCCAGGGAGCCAGCCCCUCUUCCCACACAACAGCUCACAGACUGCAUAUGUGCAGGGGCUGAGGGGUCCAGAGAGCCAGCCACCCCCACCUCACCCAGAGCCCUCCCCAGCCGGCGAUUUAGUGCCCGAUGGGCAGGUGGGUGGCAGGUGGCCUCCCAGGGCAGGGUCCUGGCUGGUGGUGUGGGCAGCAGGAUGGGUGGGAACAGCCCUGUGCUUUCCUCUAGGGAGUGGGGGACUGGAAUUGGGACAUGUGUUGGGUUGUAUGUUUUUUGAAGCUUCAAUUAUGAUUUUUAAACAAUAAAAAGUUCUCCAGAGU
Messenger RNA from Trichechus manatus latirostris (Florida manatee), 2181 nucleotides. RefSeq names its product proteasome 26S subunit, non-ATPase 3 (gene PSMD3). The transcript has 12 exons. The coding region runs from base 199 to 1794 and encodes 531 amino acids. The record is from RefSeq and is a predicted model, not a curated record. Gene Ontology annotation, biological process: ubiquitin-dependent protein catabolic process; regulation of protein catabolic process. Lineage: Eukaryota; Metazoa; Chordata; Mammalia; Sirenia; Trichechidae. Gene Ontology annotation, molecular function: enzyme regulator activity; protein binding. Gene Ontology annotation, cellular component: proteasome regulatory particle, lid subcomplex; proteasome complex.